Molecule: messenger RNA, 2072 nt
Organism: Salarias fasciatus (jewelled blenny)
Lineage: Eukaryota; Metazoa; Chordata; Actinopteri; Blenniiformes; Blenniidae
Gene: cdca5
Product: cell division cycle associated 5
Exons: 1
Coding region: 46-819 (257 amino acids)
Biological process (GO): double-strand break repair; positive regulation of exit from mitosis; mitotic metaphase chromosome alignment
Cellular component (GO): nucleus
Source: RefSeq, a predicted model, not a curated record
GAUAUCUAUCAAAACUCAGCCCAGGACGGGUUGUUUGGAUCCAAAAUGAACGAAGCGACGCCUAAAAGCGUAAUGGCGGAGUUUAAUAACCUCAGCGGCUCACAGAGACGGCGGUCACCGCGGUUGGCCUCACCUCCGCAGGACACCGUGAAGACAGAGGCCAAAAUGGCGCUGGGCUCUGGGGCCGCUAAACGCUUCAUCACGGUGAGGAAAAUAGUUCCCAGGAAGACGGUGCUGCCUUCGGAGCACGAUAAGGAGAACCAGCCGAGGCGCUCUGGGUCGGGGGAGGCCCAGCAGAAGAAGCAGAAGAUCUCCACUCCUACAGCUGUCCCGGAGCGCCGCCGGGCCUCCCCCUCUUCAUCCCCGGGUGAGAAGAAGAAGAAGGCCGCCGUGAUGCCCUCUCCGAUCCUCCCCUCCUCUCCGCCGCCCUCCACCAACCCCCCGGUGGACCCAGAAGACGCGGUGUGGUCGCAGAAGGUGCGUCGGUCCUACAGCAGACUCAGCGACAGGUCCCGGGACAGGGACACCCUCUUCGGCUUCGAGAAGCUCCAGACGCCGCAGGUGAUGCGCGGAUCCCGGCCGGCGGCCCUGGAGCUCUCCGGACCCUUAUCUGGGCUGAACUCGUUCACGUCUCUGCUGGAGGCCGAGGACUGUGGCUCGGGUCUGCCGGACCCGGACAUCCCCGGAGUGGCGGUGGUGAAGGAGAAGAGGCGGAGGAAGAAGGUGCAGCAGAUCGCCUCCGCCGAUCUGGACGCCCUGGCGGCCCGCAUGAACGCGGAGUUCGAGGAGGCUGAAGGGUUCGAGCUGGUGGUGGAGUGAUGGACCUUCAUCCUCACACUCAGGAAACUGAUGCUUUCUGUCUGUCAUCCUGUUAGACUCUCACAGUCACAGCAUGUGCAUCAUGCUGAAAACACCCACACCUUUGUACAUGUCCCUGUCUUUCCCCUGUAAAUUUUUAUCUAACUGCUCUAAUAUUGUGUGUUUGUGACAUAGUGUUAAGUUUUUGCCUUUUAGUCACUCACAGUUAUUCCAAACGUGUGUUUUAUCUGGAUUACAUCCACAUAUGUGACUUCUGAUGUACAAUUAAGCAGGGAUUUGAGGGAAUAAGCACCACAGAAAGGUUAUAUUUCUGUCUCUUAAGGCUAAAUUGGCGUUUUAGGAGCUCGUGUUAUGAAGGAUGUCUCUUCCUGUACACUAAAUUGGGAUGUGUUGUUUAAGACAUGACUGAGAAGCAGCAGAUUUAAUUCACAUCUGUCACCAUGAGCGUCUUUCUUGAAGUGAGCAUGGUGUGUUAUUGUGUUUUUUGAGCUGACAGAAACUUACGGCUGCUUCUCUGUAUAUUUAUUCUUCACUGUUGGGUUUGUUCAUGCUGAUUUCGAGGUGUUUGUCUUCAUAAAUAUUCAUGAUUCUUCCUGUUUUUCAUCCUCAGAACAUUCACAUUGUUGUAUAUUUCAGUCUUUCUCUUGUCAAAGUUGAUUGUGUGCAUAGAGAUCUUCAAAGUGAUGCCAAAUAUGCGAUUUCUUAUGGUUUUCUUUGAUUAUAUAUCGGGUAAAACUAACAGCAAUGAUGAGGAGGGAACAUCAACGUGUUUCUUUUUGGAUAAAUUGGUAUUUUGUAGAUUUACUCUUGUGAAAACUGAGAAAAGGCAGAUUUAGACAGUACUUCUGAGAUGUGUGUCUUGAUUUUCCUUUGAAAAUGGCUCAUUAUGACACUUGGAAAGUACCUAUAGUGUUUUUCUUGGACUCUUCUUCACCAUAAAGGAGGAUUGAUAGAUUACUUUUGUUAAUACAUGUAAAUAAACAACAUUUUGUCACCCUAAAGGAGAAUUCCCUUCCCAUGGUAAAUAAUAACUUGGUUCUGCAUCUAUCAUCCAGAAUGUAAUCAUUUCCUCUUCUGCACAUGAUAUUGGUCAGAAAGUGUUGAAAUGACGGUAGAAUGAGGGUUGAUGUGGUCGGAGCAGACACACAGCGGUGGUCUCAAGUCGCCGUAAAGAGGCCGACUGAGUGUGUUAAAGGAAUACUCCACCCAAAAAACGAUUUGGCCUCAUUUUCUACUCACCCUCAUGCUGAGAA